CGCUUUAGCCGCAACUCCGCCACCAGUCCCGGUCAGUAGUCGCUGAGUGCUAGUGCUGCUAGGAAGGGAGUUCUUUCGUGUCGGUCCUCAAGCCGAACUGCAUCUCCAAUCAGCACAUCCGAAUCAGAAAAAAACCGUCCCGUCCCGUACCAGUCCGCGUCCGAGAUAAAGCGAAGACUGAAGAUGGGUAUCCAGCAGCUGUUGCAGAACGUGGACGAGCAGGUGUUCCGUACGUACGUCUUCUGGGCGGCGGUACUCGUGGUGAAGAUGCUCGCCAUGUCGCCCCUCACCGGACGGCAGCGUUUCAGCAAGAAGGCCUUCGCCAAUCCGGAAGACGUAACGUCGAUGAAGAACGUGGCCCCGAAGUUUGGCGAUCCAGACGUGGAGCGGGUCCGCCGGGCGCACCGGAACGAUCUCGAGAACAUUCUGCCGUUCUUCAUCAUCGGUCUGCUGUACAUGCUGACCGGGCCGGCACCAUUCAUCGCGAUCAAUCUGUUCCGGGCGGUUGCCAUCGCCCGCAUCGUACACACGCUCGUUUACGCCGUCUUUGUGAUCCCACAGCCGGCCCGCGGGCUGUCCUGGGGUGUCGCCUACCUGGCCACCUUCUACAUGGCCUUUAAAACCAUCCUCUAUUUCCUGUGAGCCGCACCGUGUGAGACACCGUUAGGAAAUUCGCCCUACCAGCGAAAUAUUGUAACGCAGACCAAUAAAGCCCUCCAAAGGCGUGUACAGGA
Molecule: messenger RNA, 734 nt
Organism: Anopheles aquasalis
Lineage: Eukaryota; Metazoa; Arthropoda; Insecta; Diptera; Culicidae
Product: microsomal glutathione S-transferase 1
Cellular component (GO): membrane
Source: RefSeq, a predicted model, not a curated record